Penicillium canariense is the source of this 882-nucleotide messenger RNA. Its product is annotated as RTA1 domain-containing protein. The transcript is spliced from 3 exons. NCBI's taxonomy places the organism in Eukaryota, Fungi, Ascomycota, Eurotiomycetes, Eurotiales, Aspergillaceae. Bases 1 to 882 code for a protein of 293 amino acids. The record is from RefSeq and is a predicted model, not a curated record. Gene Ontology annotation, cellular component: plasma membrane; fungal-type vacuole.
AUGCCAAGCUACGCUGAUUGUACGGCUGUCAGCCCGUUGUGCCCUGUGGAGGCUACCACCUACGGCUACUAUCCCAACUUUGGCGGCAAUGUCUUCUUCGCGGUGUUUUUCGGUGUUUUGGGUGUGUUCCAGAUCGGCUUUGGAAUCUACUUUCGGACCUGGUCCUUCAUGGUCGCCUUGGGCGUUGGCGCCCUGAUGGAAAUGGCUGGAUAUAUCGGCCGAGUUCUGAUGAAUGCCAACCCUUGGAACGAGGGUGCCUUCAAGUUGCAGAUUGUGUGUCUGGUGCUGGCACCGACCUUUAUCGCAGCAGGUGUCUAUCUCACUCUCAAGCAUAUCGUGUUGAACCUGGGAUCGGAGCACUCCAAAUUGAAGCCGCGUCUAUUCACCUGGAUUUUCAUCAGCUGCGAUGUGGGAUCAUUGAUUCUGCAGGCGGCGGGUGGCGGCGUUGCGGCGGCCGCUGGGAAGGAUGAACGGCGCCUGCUGAAGGCGGGUGACAACAUCAUCAUCACGGGUAUCGCAUUCCAGGUGGCCACCAUGGCAGUUUGUGGUCUACUGGGCCUCCACUUCUUCUGGCGCGUCUUCCGCAGCGGCAAUGGCUUGGUGGGCGAGAAGUCCCUGGACGAUCCUACGCCAGCGAUUCCUCCCCAGCGGAUGCGACUCGUGAUCGUUGCGGAAAUUGUGGCCUACCUAACAAUUCUGAUUCGAUGCAUAUAUCGUAUUCCCGAAAUGGCUGGAGGCUGGGGUAGCGCGCUGAUGCAGAUGGAGGACGAGUUCCUCGUUCUGGAUGGAAUGAUGAUUGCUCUGGCUUGUCUAUCCUUCACCCUCGUCCACCCGGGUCUUUCCAUUCCUUCGAUGCGCUCUGGACACAAGAACCGCGCCUAG